This is a messenger RNA of Malania oleifera, 2905 nucleotides long. Its product is annotated as cytochrome P450 CYP82D47-like. The transcript is spliced from 5 exons. Lineage: Eukaryota; Viridiplantae; Streptophyta; Magnoliopsida; Santalales; Ximeniaceae. Gene Ontology annotation, molecular function: heme binding; iron ion binding; monooxygenase activity. Gene Ontology annotation, biological process: defense response to other organism. The coding region runs from base 1007 to 2548 and encodes 513 amino acids. The record is from RefSeq and is a predicted model, not a curated record.
AUGAGUGGGAAAAGGGUGUUAUUCAUUGGUUUCAUUGUGGGAAUGGGCAUAGAAUCAAGUUUUGGUUAGAUGUUUGAUAUGGGGAGGGCUGCUUUGAUAGAUACGUAUCUAUGAAGCUGUUGUUAAUUGUGUUCUCAAUUGUGGGCAGUGAGGAGGAAUGGAGCUUUGAAUGGAAGCUGAGAAAUGGGAGCAUGAAGAGAUCACUAGUGGAGCUGAGGCUACUCUUCCAUGGAAGGUUGUAUGGGAAUUUAAUGUUUCCACGAAGUUGGCUUAUUUUGCCUCGUAAGGUGCUUGGGGAUCCAUUAUGACAGGGGAAUAGGGGAUAACUUCAGGAGGAGAGUUGUCCUUGUUAACUGGUGUUUUAUGUGGAAACAGGAUGAAGAAAGCCCAAAUCUUAUACUGCUUCAAUUGCUCAAGUUGCCAGGGAAAUGUGGUGCUGUGCAACUGUGUUACUUGAGUCAUGUAAAAUGACAUGAGUUCUCUUUUCACUGUUGGAAGGGAAUGAGAACAACAAUAUAUCCAGGAAGGCUUGGGCUAGUGCACCUUUGUGUGUUCUGGUGUUUUUGGUGGGAGAGGAACAAGAGAGUUUUUUAGGGGUUUACAUUGCAUGAAUGUAUGUACAGAAGUUAAAGGUUUAUUGAUGCGCAUGCUUUUUGUUGGAGUUACACUGGACCUCUCUUUGGUUUGACUUUUUUCUUUAGUACAUAUUCCUCAAAAGGCAUGACAGGUUAGACUUUUUUUUAACACCUUUUUCUUGAUGCAACAGAUUAUUGCUAUCAUUCACUAUAAAGUGAGCUUUCAUCAAAAUUAAUAGUAUUUUCUUAAUUCGUAUUUAGCUGCGUUUUAUGUUUUGAAUAAUACCUCGUGUAUUUGGUAGAAAGUUGUAGGCUGAACACAGGAAGUUAUGUUGGCAAAGCUUUUCUAAAAUUCGGUGACAACUAAUCAAACAGUGAAGACAGUAUGCUAUUCACAAGAUACAUCAUUUUGACAUUGAUAUUCUUGGUUUAUGGGAUCAAAGUUGCGGGGUAGAUUCCUACAAUUGUGGAUACAGAAAUCUAGAGCUCUCAAGGGCAAAUUGCAACCCCCUGAAGCCGCAGGCGCAUGGCCUAUAAUCGGCCACCUCCAUCGCUUUAAUGGUUCUUCCCAACUUCCCCACAUCGCAUUGGGAGCCAUGGCUGAAAAGCAUGGGCCAACCUUCACUAUCCGACUAGGGGUGCAUCGAGCCUUGGUGAUUAAUACUUGGGAAAUGGCAAAGGAAUGCUUCACUACCAACGACAUUACUGUCUCCUCCCGCAUCAAAUUUUUGGCCACAGAACAAUUGACCUAUAACUAUGCCAUGUUUGGUUUUUCUCCAUACGGCACAUAUUGGCGUGAAUUAAGGAAGAUUUCUUCAAUUGAGCUUCUUUCCAAUCGCCGCCUUGAGUUGCUCAAGCAUGUUCGAGCAUUGGAAGUUAAGACCUCCAUAAAAGAACUCUACGAAAUUUGGACCAAGCGAAAAAGUGAGUCAUGUCAUCGUAUUCAAGUCGAAAUGAAGCAGUGGUUUGGGGACUUGACUCUCAAUAUAGUGGUAAGGAUGGUCGCGGGAAAGCGAUACUUUGGUGCCUUAGGGAGUAAGGAGAAGGAGGCACAACGGUUCCAGAAGGCAUUGAGGGAUUUCUUUCGAUUGAUGGGUCUCUUUGUCGUGGGGGAUGCAGUACCUUGCUUGGGUUGGCUUGACAUGGGAGGAGAUAGAAAGACCAUGAAGAAAACUGCGGAGGAGUUGGACUCCAUUCUUGAGGGAUGGUUAGAGGAGCAUCAUCAAAAGAAAGAGUUCGCUAAGGCUGAUGGUGAACAAGACUUCAUGGAUGUUAUGCUAUCCAUUCUCGAGGAUAGAACCCUUGCGGGCUAUGACGCUUGUACCAUCAACAAAGGCACUUGCUUGUCUAUGAUUUUGGGAGGGAGCGACACCACCAUGGUUGUCCUGACCUGGGCAUUGUCCUUGUUACUCAACAAUCCUCACGCAUUGAAAAAGGCUCAAGAUGAGUUGGAUAUCCAUGUUGGUAGGGAAAGACGUGUGGAUGAAGCAGACAUUAGCAAACUGGUUUACCUCCAAGCCAUCACCAAAGAAACACUGCGUUUGUACCCACCGGCACCCCUCGGUGGACCGCGUGAGUUCGCCGAGGAUUGCACCAUCGGAGACUACCAUGUUAAGCGAGGCACUUGGCUCAUGAUGAACCUUUGGAAGAUCCAACGGGAUUCACGAGUAUGGGCAGACCCUUCAGAGUUUCAGCCGGAAAGAUUUCUUACCAUUCACAAGGAUGUUGAUGUUAAGGGCCAGCAUUUUGAGUUGUUGCCGUUCGGCGCCGGUAGAAGAGCUUGUCCGGGAAUAUCGUUUGGCCUCGUAGUUGUAAAUUUGACCCUGGCAAGUUUGCUACAGGCUUUUGAUAUUUGGAGUCCUGCCAAUGGCCCAAUUGAUAUGAGCGAGACUUAUGGGAUGACUAGUGUCAAAACCACUCCACUCGAGGUCAUUCUCGCUCCGCGCUUGCCGCCUACUCUAUAUGAAUAUUGAAUAAGGAGAACGGUGAAGUUAGCCUUUUGGAACUUAUGUAUUGGGAGUAUCCUGGGCACACCUGUGGGACGGGGUUCUAGUCACAUAUUUGUGAAGUUGUCAGUAGUAAUUGAAUAAAGAGUUCAUCCAUGGUGUUUAAGAGUUUGAAGUUGGGAACUUUAAAUUUGAGAAAAUGCUAGCCAUUAUGGGUUAUCGUAGAUCGAUUUGGUGGAAAGAGAAAGAUGAAGGGCCUGGGGUCCAUGCGUCCGCUCUCUUUUUCUGUCUUAUGAAUUCAUAAUGAAUAGUAAGACCGUUAAAUUUAAAUUGUAUAAAUUUGGACAAAAUAUGCUCUAAUAAUAUUUUAAGUUUUAUUUAAAU